Gymnodraco acuticeps is the source of this 1333-nucleotide messenger RNA. RefSeq names its product protein O-mannosyl-transferase TMTC1-like. The record is from RefSeq and is a predicted model, not a curated record. NCBI's taxonomy places the organism in Eukaryota, Metazoa, Chordata, Actinopteri, Perciformes, Bathydraconidae. Gene Ontology annotation, molecular function: protein binding; mannosyltransferase activity. Gene Ontology annotation, biological process: protein O-linked glycosylation via mannose; RNA processing.
CCUCGCGCUCUGGUCCACACACAACCGCUCUCUGUCGGCGGGAUGGACGUGUUCUCCGGGGCCCCUGGAUCCACCCUCAGCACAGCGCUGCAGCGGGGCAAGCCAGGCCUGACAUGACAGCACCGGGACGGGAGAAGAAGUCCCCCCCGCCGCCACGGCUAACCGUCCGCCCCGAGGUGGUGUUGGCUGUGGGUCGAUACGCCCUGCUCGCCGCCGUGUGCGCGGUCUGCUACAGCAGCUCUCUCCACGGAGAGUUGGUGCACGACGAUGUGUGGGCUAUCAUCAACAACCCGGACGUCCGACCCGGCUCCAGCCUCAAGAACGUCUUCAGCAACGACUUCUGGGGCAAGAGGAUGGCGGACAACACGAGCCACAAGUCCUACAGACCGCUGUGCAUCCUCACCUUCAGGUUGAACAUCCUGCUGGGCGGCAUGACGCCUCUCUACUUCCACAUCAUCAACGUGUGUUUGCACUGCGCUGUAACCUGCCUGCUCAUGCACACGUGUGAGCGCUGCGUGUUUGAAGACUCACGCCUGGCCUUUGUCACAGCACUUCUGUUUGCUGUGCACCCCAUCCACACCGAAGCUGUGUCUGGUAUCGUCGGCAGGGCUGAUGUCUUAGCAUGUCUCCUGUUCUUGCUGACGUUCCUCUCCUACAUCAGGAGUGUCGGUGUUUGUGUGUGUGAGGGCUCACUGCCCCCCACGGUGUCGGCAUGGUUUCUGCUGGCCAGUUUGUUCCUGGGCACCGGGGCCAUGCUGGUGAAGGAGACGGGCAUCACGGUGUUCGCCGUGUGCGUGCUCUACGACGCCCUGGUGCUGUGCCGCAGACCCUUCCUCCAUCAGCUGUCGGGCUCCAGAAUCAGGGACCUCCGCUAUGUCUGCAGCCCCUUCAUCAAACGAGCCUGCCUCAUCUCUGGCUUUGUGCUCAUCAUCAUGUCCGUCAGGCUGUGGCUGAUGGGAGGAUCCAUGCCUCUGUUCUCUGAGCAGGACAACCCCGCCUCCUUCUCCCCACACCUGCUUACCAGGAUGUUGACCUAUUCGUACCUGCUGUCUUUCAAUGCCUGGCUGCUGCUGGCCCCCGUCGUGCUGUGUUAUGAUUGGCUGGGCAGCAUCCCCCUGGUGGAGUCGCUGGGGACCAUCCGCAAUGUGUCCACGGUGCUGCUGGCCGUGGUGAUGGUCGCCCUCUGCCUCAGCUGCUUGUUCUCACUGCAGGGCCAGGGGAGCAGGGAGAUGUUGGUUGGAAUGUUAUUCCUGAUGUUUCCCUUCAUUCCUGCCAGUAACCUUUUCUUCAGGGUUGGAUUUGUCGUGGCAGAGAGGGUCCUCUACAUGCCAAG